AUGGAUGUCUACAACCAAACUGCCAUCACAGAGUUCAUCCUCCUAGGGUUCUCUGACCUCCCGGAGAUGCGCUACAUUCUCUUUAUGGUUUUUGGUGCCAUCUAUCAAGUCACAUUGAUGGGAAAUGGGGCCAUUCUUCUUGCCAUUGGGACUGAAAAAAAACUCCGCACACCCAUGUAUUAUUUUUUGGCAAAUCUGUCCCUCUUAGAUAUUUUCUGCCCAUCAUCCACUGUUCCCAAGAUUCUUAAGAACCUUUUGUCUGAGAAGCGAAGCAUUUCUUUUGCUGGAUGUGCUUUGCAGCUAUUUUUCCUAGUGGGCCUGGUAGGAAGAGAAGUCUUCCUUCUCACUGUCAUGGCUUAUGACAGGUAUGUGGCCAUAUGUUUUCCUCUUCAUUACACUCUUAUCAUGACAAAAUGGCGCUGUGUCCACCUCACCGGUGGUACCUGGGCAGCAGGGUUUCUGAACUCCAUAGUGCACACGGUGUUCACGUUCCGCCUAUCUUUCUGUAAGUCUAAUCGAGUCAACCAGUAUUAUUGUGACAUCCCUCCAGUGGUGGCCCUCUCCUGCUCUUCCACAUAUGUGGCAGAAAUGCUUGUCUUAGUGUUAGCAUGUCUCUUAGGGAUCAGCACCUUCCUGACCACUGGUAUCUCUUAUAUCUACAUCAUGUCAACCAUCCUGAAGAUGCAGUCAGCUGAAGGAAAGCGCAAAGCCUUCUCCACAUGUGCUUCUCACCUCCUUGUGGUUUGUUUGUUCUAUGGCACAGUGAUACUUAACUAUGCCCGCCCCUCCUCCAGUCACCACUCCUCAGUCACAGACAGGCUUAUUUCAAUGAUGAAUGGGGUUAUUACCCCAAUGCUAAACCCUAUGAUCUACAGCUUGAGAAACACAGAGGUAAAAGGAGCACUCAGAAAUGUUUUAUGUCAUAGGACAUGUUUAUAG
This is a messenger RNA of Orycteropus afer afer, 939 nucleotides long. Its product is annotated as olfactory receptor 5V1-like. Lineage: Eukaryota; Metazoa; Chordata; Mammalia; Tubulidentata; Orycteropodidae. The record is from RefSeq and is a predicted model, not a curated record. Gene Ontology annotation, cellular component: membrane. Gene Ontology annotation, molecular function: olfactory receptor activity; G protein-coupled receptor activity. Gene Ontology annotation, biological process: G protein-coupled receptor signaling pathway.